Molecule: messenger RNA, 904 nt
Organism: Hemiscyllium ocellatum (epaulette shark)
Lineage: Eukaryota; Metazoa; Chordata; Chondrichthyes; Orectolobiformes; Hemiscylliidae
Gene: lyplal1
Product: lysophospholipase like 1
Exons: 5
Coding region: 62-754 (230 amino acids)
Biological process (GO): protein depalmitoylation
Cellular component (GO): cytoplasm
Molecular function (GO): carboxylic ester hydrolase activity; palmitoyl-(protein) hydrolase activity
Source: RefSeq, a predicted model, not a curated record
GCGCGUGGUCGGUCAGCUGACUUCUUUCUCCUCCCCCGAGGAGGAGGGGACCAAUGCAAACAUGGCGGCCCUUUUACAGAGGACCGUCGUCGCUCAGGCUAAGAAGCCCACUGCGUCCGUGAUUUUCCUGCACGGCUCAGGUGAUACUGGACAAGGUAUAAGAGCAUGGAUAAAAGAUGUAUUGAAACAAGAUCUGAAUUUUCAGCACAUACGUAUAAUUUAUCCAACAGCACCUUUAAGACCAUAUACACCAAUGAAUCAAUCUAUGUCAAAUGUGUGGUUUGAUAGGCACAAAAUUGCCAUAAACUGCCCAGAACAUCUUGAAUCAAUAGAUUCAAUGUGCCAAACAUUGAGUAGCUUUGUGGAUGAAGAGGUCAAUGCUGGAGUUGCAAAGAACAGAAUAAUCUUAGGGGGAUUUUCAAUGGGAGGGACAAUGGCUAUGCACUUAGCCUAUAGAUUUCAGCAACAAGUAGCAGGAGUGUUUGCUUUAUCCAGUUUCUUGAAUAAGGAUUCUAUUGUCUACCAGGCAAUUCAGAAUUCUAAAACCUCAAUGCCUGAAUUGUUCCAAUGUCAUGGAAAGAAUGACCAACUCAUUUUGUAUGAGUGGGGUAAAGAGAGCUGUUUGCAUUUACAGUCACUAGGAGUGAAAACCACUUUUAAGACAUUUCCUAAUCUCUAUCAUGAACUUUGCAAAUCAGAGUUAGAACAACUGAAGUCAUGGAUUUUACAUAAACUACCUAAUAUUGAACAGUAAUGCUAUUCAUUCUGAAUGAAAUAGUCAUAGUUUAUAUACAUAUUGUAAUAUAUUAGCUAAUAUUGUCAAGAAUUAAAUAUAUCAUGGGUGAAAAUAGGGGAAAAUAAAUUAAAAUCACAUUAAUAAAUUGUUUAUGUGUACUGUUUUUCC